GGCAACUUGCUUCUUGUGCAUAUUAAAAUAGUGUUAUCUUUUAAUCUUUGGCUUUAAAUGACAAACGAACGAAAAAGUCAAGAUCGUCGUUGGUCUAUAAGAAGCAAAACGCUCAUCAUAUUCAAGAUCCUCCAAAAUCAGUAGAACCAUGGAAAAGCCAAAGUUCAAGACUGUCCAAGAGGUGGUUGCAGCCGGCGAAGGACUGCCGGUGAGAUAUCUCCACGUACCCACCGGAGACGGCGAAGUUCAACCUCUUAACGCUGCGGUGCCGGAGAUGGAUAUUCCGGCCAUCGAUCUCAGUCUUCUCCUCUCUUCUUCUGAAGACGGUCGAGAAGAGUUGAGUAAACUUCACUCGGCACUCUCUACAUGGGGCGUUGUUCAGGUGAUGAAUCAUGGAAUUACAGAAGCGUUUCUUGACAACAUUUACAAGCUAACCAAGGAGUUCUUUGCGCUUCCGACCGAAGAGAAACAGAAGUGCGCGAGAGAGAUUGGUAGUAUCCAAGGAUAUGGAAACGACAUGAUUCUUUGGGAUGAUCAAGUUCUUGAUUGGAUCGAUCGUUUGUAUAUUACUACUUACCCUGAAGAUCAGAGACAACUUAAGUUCUGGCCUCAAGUCCCACUCGGAUUCAAGGAAACUUUACAUGAGUACACAAUGAAGCAACGGAUAGUGAUUGAGCAAUUCUUUAAAGCCAUGGCUAGAUCUUUGGAGUUGGAAGAGAAUAGUUUUCUAGACAUGUAUGGAGAAAGUGCUACUAUGGAUACAAGAUUCAACAUGUAUCCUCCGUGUCCGAGGCCGGACAAGGUUAUUGGGGUUAAACCGCACGCUGAUGGCUCGGCUUUCACUCUUCUCUUACCGGACAAAGAUGUGGAAGGGCUUCAGUUCCUCAAAGAUGGGAAAUGGUAUAAAGCUCCUAUAGUCCCUGAUACAAUUUUGAUCAAUGUUGGUGAUCAAAUGGAGAUAAUGAGCAAUGGGAUAUACAAGAGCCCGGUUCAUAGAGUGGUGACUAACAGAGAAAAGGAAAGGAUAUCUGUGGCAACGUUUUGCAUUCCAGGUGCAGACAAAGAGAUUCAGCCUGUGGAUGAGCUUGUGUCUGAGGCAAGACCAAGAUUGUAUAAAACAGUUAAGAAGUAUGUGGAGCUCUACUUUAAGUACUAUCAACAGGGUCGAAGACCUAUUGAAGCUGCAUUGAUCUGAUAAUACGCUCAAGUCUCCAAUCUGGUUUGAAUCUGUUUCUUUAGUUGCUUGCUCCUUAAAGAAAACACUGUUGCUUUGUUUUGUUGGAAAUGUGAGGCUGCAUUGUGUUGUGUUGCAA
Messenger RNA from Arabidopsis lyrata subsp. lyrata, 1313 nucleotides. RefSeq names its product protein SRG1. The coding region runs from base 149 to 1195 and encodes 348 amino acids. The transcript has 4 exons. The record is from RefSeq and is a predicted model, not a curated record. Lineage: Eukaryota; Viridiplantae; Streptophyta; Magnoliopsida; Brassicales; Brassicaceae.